Molecule: messenger RNA, 2284 nt
Organism: Mycotypha africana
Lineage: Eukaryota; Fungi; Mucoromycota; Mucoromycetes; Mucorales; Mycotyphaceae
Exons: 1
Coding region: 433-2037 (534 amino acids)
Source: RefSeq, a predicted model, not a curated record
GAAGAACAAUACGGUCAACUGAGGCACAACAAACAAUUAGGUUUUCAUUAAAAGCCAUUGUUUAUGCAGCUCUUAAGCAAUUCAUCUUAUAUUCAACUUGUCAAAACUGCUGUGUGUAUAUUGACCAACCUCAAGUUCAAUUAAUCAUGCAUGGUAAUGGAUAAUCAAUGCAUACUUCCAAAUAUGCUGAAUGUUAUAUCAUUAUCCUUAAAAGUGGUUGUCUUUAUCUCCCUUUUACUCUCCUGAAAUCGACCAGUUCGUGCAACCAUGUUCUGGCUGUUGCUAAAAAUCAAGAUAUAAAAGAGAAUAGAUUGUGUUCUGAAAAAGUUUUUGCCGUUGCUAUUUUCUUUGAGACACUCCGGCAGCAAAAAUAGUUUAUUUUCAGCCUGAUUGAACGACUCUGCGCAAAAAAGUUACAAUUGCAUCUCGUUAAUGGCAACUCCAUCUUCUCCUCGAAUCGCUGGAAUUGAGGGUACCUUCACCCCUGCAACUGCACAAGCGUUUAUAGAAUAUGUUCAGUCACACCUUGGACAAUUUGAAACGCGCAUGUCUGAACACGAUACUCUAUUUCAACAACUUACGCAACUAAAAACUGAAAAUGCCGAAUUAAAAAAACAAAAUGACGAUUUGCGACGUGAGAUGUCUGAAUUGCGAUCGCAAUUAACCCAUCAAGGUGGACAUCUGCAAACUUCAGUUGAUCCCACUUCUACUACUGUCUCUUCUGAUGAGGUUUUACCUGUUGGUAACACCCAAACCGCUGCUGCUACCCCAAAAACCUUGAACAAUCAGCCAACUUUCGCCUCUCUCGCCGCUAAACCCCCUGUUUUUAGCCCUGCCAACCCCGGCAAAAGACCUUCCGCUCCUCUUCCUGGCCGCGCUGCCUCCAAAAAGCAAAGAAUUGCUGCUGCCCGUGCCUUGCGUAACACCUUGAAUUUGGAAGAGGACUAUAAUCAAAUUCGUGAGAUUGUAGAUAAUUACUUGGAGAAACAUGCUAUUUCCGAAUGGAAAUAUGAAGCUGCUUUGAAAAUCCUUAUUGGCGAACAACUUGUAAUUGAGCCCACAAAUAACAACCUGAAAAAACUGGGCGAAAUAUAUUUAAAAGGAUGUCUAAACAAAUACAAGGAUCGAAGUGGCAACUGCAGUACCGAGGAGAAAGAGAAAAUUGAAUCAAUCAAGCAAUCCAUUCAAAAAAUCUGUACCUCGACGCCGGUUAGGAAAUUGUUGAACAUGGCUACUUAUAUACGCCAGUUUUCGGAUGAAGCUGUUAUCAGCAGAAUCCAACAAGGUCAACAAGAGCAACAAGAUCAUCAAGGCCAACAAGAUCGACAAGACGAACAAGCCAGUCAAGCCCCAUUCGAUGACCAUUUUAGAGAUAUGACUCCUGCUGACAGAUUAAUCUCUUUAUGUGAUAAAUUUGGUAUAGAUGGACAUUUGGAUUUAAUGGAAGACAAGAUUGCAAAGCGGUACAAAAAAUACCUAAAAAAAGCCAUUGAUGAAUUAGAGUCGAGAUUACAACCUAUGGCAACAAAGAAAGAAAGCGAAAUGUUGAUGAAGAUAAGCAAAUGCAAAAGCCGAAUCGAUAUUGACAAUUUGCUAGCGAGCUUUUACGCUCAGCAAAAUAUGGAUCCCAUAUGUCGGUACAUCAGAUUAGCCUUUGCUACAGCAGCAGAACUCUGGUCUUCCCGAAUUUUAUUGAAGACGGAUCAUAAUGAAUCGUGGUUCCGUAGCCAUGUUUACUCGGCUGUUUUCGACAAUGCUUUUUUGUAUGAUGAUAAAUUUACUUCCAAAAGAGCCGACUGUUACUCCAACAUCACAAAAGAAUUUAAAGAUGUUGAUAAUCAGCGUGUCGACUUUAUUCUGAGAAAUGUUAAUGAUGAUAACGAUUACCUCUCGGCAGAAGAGAAACCUGGCUUAAAAGGUGUAAAAAGCGACUUGAAAAAAGGUAAAGCGUUACAAAAAGCCAUGUUAAGGAAAUGGAGAGGCAACAUUGGAAGCAUGCAAAUCAUGAAACAUCUUGAAGCAAUCACUUGUCAAUGACAAGGAUUGAAACUCAUGAUAUAUGGUACGCGAUACCUUUCAGAAAAUCAUCUCGUGACAUAUAGGAAAGGUAGCUUUACCAUUCCCAAGGAUGAAAUUCACGCUGCAUCUUUUGCGCAAGUAUUGGCAGCCGUGUUAUCUUUGAGACGAUUGGUAUACGCAAAUUAUACCAAGCUUAACAUAAUUCUAGUACUUAAAAUACGAAUACAUGAAGUAUUGUACUUAUUAUACGAGAGCGAAAGGAUCU